AUGCUAUCUCCUGCUACCAGAACUAUUAUUAAGGCUACCGUUCCAAUCUUGGAACAACGUGGUACUGAAAUCACUACCACUUUCUACAAGAACAUGUUAAGUGAACACACUGAACUAUUAAACAUUUUUAACAGAAUUAACCAAAAGAAGGGUGCUCAACCAACUGCUUUAGCUACUACUGUUUUGGCUGCUGCUAAGAACAUCGACGAUUUGUCCCCAUUACUAGGUCACGUCAAACAAAUUGGUCAAAAGCACCGUGCUUUACAAAUCAAGCCAGAACAUUACCCAAUUGUUGGUGAAUAUUUAUUGAAGGCUAUCAAACAAGUUCUAGGUGAUGCGGCUACUCCAGAAAUUAUCGAAGCUUGGGGUGAAGCCUACAAUGAAAUUGCUAAUGUUUUCAUAACUGUUGAAAAGGAAAUGUACAAAGAAGCUGCUUGGGAAGCUUGGAAGCCAUUCACUGUUACUUCUAAACAAUUAGUCGCUAGUGACAUUUACGAAUUCACUGUAACUGCUGAUGCUGGUAGUGGUAUUGAUUUGGCCAAGUUGCCAAUCGUUGCUGGUCAAUAUAUCACUGUCAACACUCAUCCAACAAUUCAAAACAACCAAUACGAUGCUCUACGUCAUUACUCUCUAUGUUCCGUUGACCCAGUUAACGGUCUAAAGUUCGCUGUUAAGCUUGAAACUUCUAAGGGUAACCCAGAAGGUUUAGUCUCUGAAUACUUACACGACAAGGUUAACGUUGGGGACAAGAUAAAACUAAGUGCUCCAGCUGGUGAUUUCGCUCUAAACGAGAAACUAAUUAACCAAAUUGAAGUUCCAUUAGUUCUAUUAUCUGCCGGUGUUGGUGUCACUCCAAUUCUAGCUAUGCUGGAACAACAAAUCAAUGCUAACCCAAAGAGACCAAUCUACUGGAUCCAAUCCUCUCGUGAUGAAAAGGAUCAAGCUUUCAAGGCUAAGGUUGAUGAACUAUUGGCUAAAUGUGAUAAUGUCACUAAAGAAAUUGUCCACACUAACAAGACCGACCGUAUUAAUGCUGACUUCUUAGAAGCUAAGGUUCCAGGUCAUGCUGAUGUCUACAUCUGUGGUUCUCUAGAUUUUAUGAAGGGUAUGAUUGCCCACUUGAAGGCUUUAGAACACAACGACGACAUGAUCCACUACGAACCGUUCGGUCCAAAGAUGUCUACUGUCUCCGUCUAG
Molecule: messenger RNA, 1197 nt
Organism: Maudiozyma saulgeensis
Lineage: Eukaryota; Fungi; Ascomycota; Saccharomycetes; Saccharomycetales; Saccharomycetaceae
Source: the annotation of a GenBank genome assembly